AGGUAUUCUGGUGACUUGUCUUCAACGAUGUGAAAGUGAAUUCGAAUUGGUAAUAGUUAUAAAUAGAUAAGACGAAGUCAGUCAGUCAGUCGUGAGUUGUUUGAUUCUGCAAUUUAUAGAAAUUGUUAUUAUACUAAAUAUAACAAUAUUUUCAAAAUUUACAAUUUGUUUACAAGCAUACAGCAUCUAAACUUCGCUACCAAAGUAUACUUGUGCAAUCCAGAAUGGCACCAUCUCGCCUGGAUGUUAUCAUCUUCGGGGCCACUGGGUAUACAGGAAAAGUGGCAGUGCAACAGAUACUGAAGUUAGUAAAGGAGAAACAUCUCAGCUGGGGUGUUGCUGGACGUAGUGUGACCAAGCUUAAAGAAGUGCUCACGGAAGUCUCUGAAAAAACAGGAGAGAACCUGGAGGAUGUGCCUGUGAUGGCAGCAGAUGUGUCAGAUUACAAGAGUUUGUCUGAGAUGGCUGUGAGGGCCAAGGUGGUGGUCAACUGUGUCGGACCUUACCGGUUCUAUGGCGAACCGGUUGUCAAGGCUUGCAUUGAGAACGGGGCACACCAUGUUGACGUGAGCGGUGAGCCUCAGUAUAUGGAACGGAUGCAGUUGGAGUACAAUAAGGCGGCUGAAGAGAAGGGAGUCUAUGUAGUCAGUGCUUGUGGCUUUGAUAGCAUUCCUGCAGACAUGGGACUUAUUCACUUCAUUGAACAGUUCAAAGGAGAAGUAAAUUCAGUGGAGACUUACCUUGAAACUGAUCAUGUUGGAAAAGUUGAUAGUGCAGUUUUAAACUACGGCACCUGGGAGUCUGCUGUGUACGGACUGGUACAUGCCGGUGAGCUGAGGACACUCCGACAGAAACUGUUCCCCACACGACUGCCUGCGUUGCUGCCAAAGCUUUCACCAAGGCCCAUGCUGCACAAGAACGAGGUGGUUAACAAGUGGUGUCUGCCGUUCCCCGGGUCAGACCGGCCAGUCAUGUACCGAUCCCAGCGGUUCCGGUACGAGCAGGACAAAGUGCGCCCAGUCCAAGUCCAGGCGUACAUGGCGUUCGCCAGCCUCCUGCACGCCAUCAUGGUGAUUGUCAUCGGCGGAUUGUUUACCCUCAUGACCAAGACCGCUUUCACUCGCCAAAUCCUGCUGAAUCAUCCUAAGUUCUUCUCGUUUGGCUUCGCGAGUCGUGAAGGUCCAAGUGAAAGCACCAGAACUGGAGCUCUGUUCUCCCUCACAUUCUACGGUCAGGGGUGGACCGAGCGUGCCACCGAGGGGCAGGAGCACCCUGAGCCUCCUAACAAGACCAUGUUGACCAAAGUGUCAGGACGUGACCCUGGGUACGGUUUCACCACAACAGCUCUGCUUCUGGCUGCCGUCACCAUUCUGAAGGAGAGUGACAAGAUGCCUGGCAAGGGAGGAGUAUUGCCCCCUGGGGCUGCUUUUGCCAAGACCUCACUGAUCAAGGAGCUCGCCACCCAUGGGCUGAAGUUUGAAGUCUUAAAAGAGGAAACUACGACUUCAACAGACAAAUCAUCCUAAACGUCAUUGGAGAAACACACUCUUUGUAAGACUGAGGAUUUAAGGUUGCCACAAAAUUAGUCUUGUGUCCUUUUGUGUGAUUGGACGCAAUUUGGGUAGUAGCUUUUUAUGUAUUUUUGUUAAGGACAACUAACUCUUAGCCGUGUCUUCAAUGGUUUUAUGUGAACAAAUCUCAUGUAAAUGUCAGCUUUAAGCACUAAAUAAAAUAUUCUUAAAGAUGUUAUUUUUUAGUGCACAAUUAAAGUUAUUAAUGUUAUACUCUAUUAAAAAAGAGAUUUUAUAGCUUAA
Messenger RNA from Homalodisca vitripennis (glassy-winged sharpshooter), 1814 nucleotides. Its product is annotated as saccharopine dehydrogenase-like oxidoreductase. Gene Ontology annotation, cellular component: lipid droplet; mitochondrion; plasma membrane. Gene Ontology annotation, biological process: glycolipid biosynthetic process. NCBI's taxonomy places the organism in Eukaryota, Metazoa, Arthropoda, Insecta, Hemiptera, Cicadellidae. The coding region runs from base 225 to 1526 and encodes 433 amino acids. The record is from RefSeq and is a predicted model, not a curated record. The transcript has 9 exons.